This is a messenger RNA of Rhizophagus irregularis DAOM 181602=DAOM 197198, 1319 nucleotides long. The record is from RefSeq and is a predicted model, not a curated record. NCBI's taxonomy places the organism in Eukaryota, Fungi, Glomeromycota, Glomeromycetes, Glomerales, Glomeraceae.
CAUGUUAAUUAAGAAUAUCACUAAUCAUCCUUUUCUAGGAGCCUCGACCAGAUUAUUACUCGGCAAGAAAAUGGGAAAAGGAUCGUUAUUCAAGUAAAGGACUUCCAAUCGUCUUUCAAAAUUCAACGUUUUCGGGAACCACUUUGUCUGGGAGCAUUAGUGGUGGAAAUUUUGUUAAUAAUGGGCAAAAGAGAGGAAACGAAGAGAAUCAAGAUAAAAGCGAUUAUGUACAAAUGAAAACGAAGCGUACCAAAAUGGAACAUUACUUUCCACGCAUCACACAUGAAACUCAAAACCAACCAUUUGAAAAUGUUGAUAAUUGUACUGAGUUGUCUGGCACCACUUUAUUUGGUGAUAUUUCGGAUCAAGAUAUCGGGUACACUACACCAUGCCCAAUGAAAAAAAAUUCAACGGUUGAACUUCCUGGCACCACUUUAUUUGAUGAUAUUUCAGAUCAAGAUACCGGGUACACUACACCAUGCCCAAUGAAAAAAAAUUCGAUGGUUAAACUUCCUAGCACCACUUUAUUUGAUGAUAUUUCAGAUCAAGAUACCAGGUACACUACACCAUGCCCAAUGAAAAAAAAUUUGACGGUUGAACUUCCUAGGGUAACCGAACGUCAAAAUAAAAUACAUGUUGACAUUGAUAAUCCUUUCCUGGAGGAAAGCGAUUUCAUUCUAUCAAUUGAUGACAUUCCACAAGGAUUAACUUUCAAAGAUGAAAAUUCAGUUGACGAUUUUUAUAUGGGAGAUAUUAAUGUGUCCUCGCUGUUCCGAUAUUAUCAAAAUCAAUCGUUGAAGCUUGCAAGGGAUAAGGGUUUAUUCGUCGAAACUAAUGUUCACGAAAUAUUGUCUUUAUCAUCAAUUUUAAUGCUCUCACCUAAUUCACAUUCAACACUCAUGAUUGAUUCUUUUGGAUCGCCUUUACUUGAUCAGAUUCAUCAAGAACUCAUUCCAACACAGCAAGUAUUGGAUUCUGAAUCCGAAUCAAAAUUUAGGAAAGCCAUCAAAAAAGCAAAUAAAAAUUCGCGUGAUGAUGCAAUAGAUUGGCUUUCUGCAGAGCUUGUAAACAAUCGAAAUUUGAAGAAGAACUUCGGCUCUGUUAUAUUAAAAGGAUUAGAGACACUACCCGCUGAUAAAAUAAGAAACGAACCCAGUGAAACGUCGCUUAUUACUAAUCAUUUAGACUACAUUAUGAAAGACAUUUUUUAAGACCCAGAUAAACAUAUUGUUCAAUGGCCAAAUACGGCAUUGGAUGAGAGUAAGUUGAGGAAAUUCGAAGGAAGGACAAAACAACCAGACUUUGUUGUUUCGGUUAUA